ACGGUCGGCCGAGACGGGUGUUUUAUUCUUUCUCUCGUUUCCUCGGAGGGGACGCGAACGAAAUAGUGCAACACUGUCGGCCGAGACUUCGCGCCCGUUCGUAAAAUUCAAAGCCCCCUCGCAUGCGCGCAUACUUAAUCGGAAACGCGGUUACAGAAAGGUCGAGCUGAAACUUAAUUUCCAUUUAAAUAAGUUUAAAGGAAAUUAACGAGCGACGAGGCGCGCCAGUGGGGCUGCCGGUUAUAAGAGGUCGUUUCGACUUGGCCGAUUCUCAGUCCUCUUCAGAGUCUGCUGAGACAUUUCGCGAGGCCCGAUUGUUCCCCCUUCCCUUCGUUACCAAUCGCGGUGAAUUUUUACGCAUGGUGCCAUAGUGAACUAAGUCGUAAACAGUGAAAUUCCCGGCGGAAAACCGCACCGGCCCAGCAUGAGGACUAAAACGGAGACAGACGCCACGUGCAACGGAUUCAAGAUGGCCGCCCCCGAGCCCGGAGAGGAACUCGUCAUUUCUGGGAUUUCCGGUCGUUUUCCGGAGUCCAACAACAUGAUGCACUUCUGGGAGAAUCUCAUGAACAAGGUGGACCUGGUUACCGACGACGAUCGCAGGUGGAAAUUAGAUCACCCUGAAAUCCCCCAACGUACCGGGAAAAUUAACAAUGUGGAAAAAUUCGACGCCGUCUUCUUCGGGGUGCACUUCAAGCAAGCACAUACCAUGGACCCCAUGUGCAGGAUGAUUUUGGAACACACUUAUGAGGCCAUUAUAGAUGCUGGAAUCAACCCUCGAUCAUUAAGGGGAACCAAAACCGGAGUUUUCAUCGGCGCGUGCUUUUCCGAGUCUGAGAAAACUUGGUUCUACGAGAAGCUACAGGUUAAUGGAUUCGGCAUCACAGGGUGCAGCAGAGCCAUGUUGGCGAACAGGAUCUCCUAUUGGCUAGGAAUUAAUGGACCUAGUUAUACAGUGGAUUCGGCAUGUAGCUCCAGUCUUUUCGCCAUGGAGCAUGCCUACAGGGCGAUAAAAAGCGGACAAUGCGACGCCGCCAUUGUUGGAGGAGCGAAUCUGUGUCUUCACCCUUACGUGUCCCUGCAGUUCUCGCGUUUAGGUGUAUUGUCACCUGAUGGACGAUGCAAGUCCUUCGACGCCGAUGCCAAUGGAUACACUCGGAGCGAAACCGUCGCCGUGGUUUAUCUCCAAAAAGCGAAAAAUGCUAAGCGAAUCUACGCCACUUAUGUUCACGGGAAGACUAAUUGCGAUGGCUUUAAGGAACAAGGAAUCACAUUUCCCUCCAGCGUGAUGCAGGGAGUCUUGUUGAAGGAGUUCUACGACGAGUGCGGUUUGCCUCCGAGUAUUCUAUCCUACGUUGAAGCCCAUGGAACAGGAACCAAGGUCGGCGAUCCUGAAGAACUGAACGCCCUGGAGAAGGUUUUCUGUCCUGAUCGCACAACUCCUUUGAGGAUUGGAUCCGUAAAGUCGAAUCUUGGUCACUCGGAGCCUGCGAGUGGUUUGUGCUCCGUGGCGAAGGUCCUGAUCGCGAUGGAGUCUGGAUACAUUCCGCCGAAUCUGCAUUAUAAGCGACCUAGGGAGGGGGUGAAAUCUCUGGAGGAGGGAAAAAUCCAGGUGAUCACCGAACCCACCCCCUGGGAAGGAGGAUAUGUCGGGAUAAACUCCUUCGGAUUCGGCGGGGCGAAUGCCCACAUUUUGCUGAAAUCCAACGACAAGGAGAAAAAAAAUGGCGGCGCCCCUGAAGACGAUCUGCCCAGACUCGUCGCCAUUUCCGGUCGCACCGAGGAAGCUGCGGAAGCUCUCUUAGGAGAUAUCCUCAGUCGGCCCGUCGAUGUUGAGCACUUCCGGCUUCUGCACGACGUCCACCUACACGACAUUCCAGGACAUCUUUACCGUGGAUUCGUGAUGAUGCCACCCCAUGGAGUGGCUAAAAACCCCAUCAAAGUCAUCGACCACUACCCAGGAAGCAGACGGCCACUCUGGUUCGUCUUUUCCGGGAUGGGGUCUCAGUGGGCCGGGAUGGGGGAGUCUCUGCUGCGACUUCCGGUCUUCGCGGAGGCCAUCAAAAAAUGCGACGCCGUCCUGAGGCCUCGCAAGGUCGACAUCUACGACAUCCUGACCAACAAGGACAAGAAGACGUUCGACAACAUCCUGAACUCCUUCGUGGGAAUCGCUGCGGUCCAAAUCGGUUUGGUGGAUAUCUUGACGUCAUUGGGCAUUGUUCCUGAUCGCAUAAUUGGGCAUUCCGUCGGAGAGCUGGGAUGUGCAUAUGCAGAUGGAUGCUUUACGGCUGAGCAGAUGAUCCUUUCUGCAUAUUCUCGAGGCUUGGCUUCUAUCGAAACGAAAUUUAUCCACGGGUCCAUGGCUGCUGUCGGCCUAGGGUACGAAACCCUGAGGGAGAUGUGUCCUCCGGAUAUUGAAAUAGCGUGUCGUAAUUCUGCUGAUAGCGCCACUAUCAGUGGACCUGCGGAGUCGAUGAAAACCUUCGUCAGCCAGCUACAGGCGAAAGGCGUCUUCGCGAAGGAGGUGCCCUGCAGCAACAUCCCUUAUCACAGUCGAUACAUAGCAGCGGCGGGUCCGAAACUGCUGUCUUAUCUCCAGGAGGUGAUACCAGCUCCGAAAGCUCGAAGCACAAAAUGGCUUAGCACCUCCGUGCCUCGCAGCCAGUGGAACACGACGAAAGCUCGGCUUUCAUCUGCGGAAUACCACACGAACAAUUUGUUGAGCCCGGUUCUCUUCGAGGAGACCUCAGCCCUGAUCCCGAAGGACGCCGCGACGAUCGAGAUCGCCCCCCACGGGCUGCUGCAGGCGAUCCUGAGGAGGUCCUUGCCAGAGAGCGUAAUGAACAUCCCGAUGACCCAGCGAGGACACAAGGACAACGUGGAGGUGCUUCUUCAGGGUAUAGGGAAGCUCUUCAACGUGGGCUUCCAGCCAGACUUGAGGAAACUUUAUCCUGAAGUCCAGCUCCCAGUUAGUCGAGGAACUCCCAUGAUCGCGCCGCAUAUUAAAUGGGAACAUUCUGACGACUGGUACGUCACGUCCUACAGGAUGCAGGAGAAGAUCGUCUCCGGGGAGAGGAUCGUCGAAGUCACUUUGGCUGAUGAGGAUUUCGAGUUCAUGGCGGGGCAUGUUAUCAGUGGGAGGAACCUCUUACCUGCUACUGGAUAUCUUGCUUUGAUAUGGGAAACCGUGGGCAUGAUGAGGGGAGAGUUGUAUACAGAGGUCUCCGUUGUCUUUGAGGAUGUUAAGUUCCUCAGGGCUACCAACAUCCCGAAGGAAGGGGACGUGGAACUCACGCUGAUGGUGCAGAAAGGGUCUGGAAGAUUCGAGGUCGUAGAAGGUGGUGCAGCAGUGGUCAGCGGAAUCGUGCGAGCCGCGACGAACGUCGCCCAAGAGAUGUUAAAUCCUAAAUUCAUGAAGCCGAUAGAUGACGAAGAGUACCAUCUGAAGACCCGGGACAUUUACAAGGAAUUCCGACUUCGUGGGUACCAGUACAGCGGCUUGUUCCAAGGUUUGAAGAGGGCCACGACUACCGGAAGUAGAGGGGAGAUUGUCUGGAACAACAAUUGGAUCGCCUUCAUGGACAACAUGCUGCAGAUGAAGCUUUUAGGACAGGACACGAGAGGCCUUUACGUGCCGACAGGGAUCGAAAAACUGGUGAUCGACACCAAGACUCAUCUGAAUCAAAUUCGAGCCUUCACCGAAGAAGAAAAGUGUUUCACCGUUCACGUGUACCCGAAUCUAAACGCAGUCGUUGCUGGGGGUAUCGAAAUUCGAGGUCUGAAAGCGAAUGCCAUAAGCAAGAGGAAGUUAACAGGAGAGCCGGUCCUGGAAGAGUAUAAAUUCCUGGCCCAUGAAGAUCGAGCCGAAAUGUCUCUUCAACAUGCGGUGCGUCUUGCUGCCCAUUUAGCCCUAGAAAAUCACCUGACCAUAAAAGUGAAGUGCAUCGAGCUGUUGAACGAGUCCGACAAGAAGGACGUGGAGGACGUGGUAUCGCCGAUCCUGCUCGAGGUCCUGGGAGACUUGCCGUUGAUGCAGGCAGACAUCACGAUCCUGGCGCCUGCAGACUCCUUCGAAGAAGGUGUCAUCCCUGCAGAGAUAGUCCUGGCCGAGCCCAAGAAGCUCCCCUCGGACACGAGUGCCCUCAUCGUCGUCGGCAGAGGAUUGCUGGAAGACAAGCAGCAGGAACAAAGAAGUCUGCUCCUGCCAGCCCUGAAGGAGGCAGGAUUCGUCAUCACCAGAGAGUCCCCUGACCUGGAGGACAUCGCCGGCAGGGCUCUGAAAUUCGGCUUGAACGUUAUCCUGCAGAAACGCACCGGCAACGAGUUGCUGGUCCUCCUGAGGAAGAGGGAGAAAUCGCCGACGAGGACCGUCGUAGUCUUCGUCAGGAACGAGGAUUUCUCCUGGGUCUCCGAGCUGCAGAAGGCCACGAAGGAGGAGGUCGAGAAGGAGGUGGAAGGGAUCUCCAGGAUCAUCCUGGUUAGCCAGGGCGAUUUCGAAAGUGGCCUGGUUGGCUUCUUGAACUGCAUCAGGAAGGAGCCAGGUGGGGAGACGGUCAGGGGAGUGUUGAUCCAGGACGAAAAGGCGCCGAAGUUUUCGUUGGCGGAUCCCUUCUACCAGAAGCAGCUGCAGCUGGACCUGGUGCUGAACGUGCUGCACCCUGGGAGAAUCUGGGGAUCCUACAGGCACUUCAAGCUCCCUCCCAUGGAGCCAGUCCCCGUAGAGCAUGCCUGGGUGAAUCAGCUGGUGCACGGCGAUCUGGGUAGCCUGAAGUGGCUGCAAGGACCUCUCGAAAAUGUCCAGGACAAGAGGCUGGUGAACAUCGUCUACUCCGCCAUCAAUUUCCGCGACGUCAUGCUGGCCACUGGCAAGCUGUCCGCCGACGUCAUCGCCAAGACCAGGAUGGACCUGGAGUGCGUGAUCGGGUUCGAGUUUAGCGGGAUGGACGCAUCGGGAAGGAGAGUGAUGGGUAUGCGCGAAACCCGGUGCAUGACGAAUCGAUGCAUCAUGGACGAGCACAUCACCUGGACCAUCCCCGAAGACUGGACCAUGGAGGAUGCUGCUACGGUCCCCUGCGUCUACGGGACCGCCCUAUACGCGAUGGUGAUCAAAGGAAAGAUGCAGAAGGGGGACAGGGUCCUGAUCCACGCAGGAAGUGGUGGAGUGGGUCAAGCAGCCAUCCACGUGGCGCUCUUCGUCGGCUGUGAGGUCUUCACCACGGUUGGCACCCCGGACAAGAGGAGGUUCAUCAGGGAGACCUUCCCCUCGAUUCCUGAUGACCAUAUCGGGAACUCCAGGGACAUCAGCUUCGAGCAAAUGGUCAUGAGGCAGACCAAGGGUCAAGGGGUGGACAUCGUCCUGAAUUCCCUGGCGGAGGAGAAGCUGAAGGCCUCCGUGAGGUGCCUCGCCAAGGGCGGGAGGUUCCUUGAAAUUGGGAAGUUCGACAUGGCGGCCAAUAAUCCUUUGGGCAUGGAUGCCUUCCUCAAGGAGAUCAGCUUCCACGGCGUCAUGCUGGAUAAUAUAUUCGCCGCUCCGGAUGAAGUUAGGGCCGAGCUGAACAAAAUCGUGGCUGAGUACAUGAAGAAUGGAUGUAUCAAACCUCUGACCAGGACCGUGUUCCCGAAGGAUCAGGUCGAGGCCGCCUUCCGGUACAUGGCUGCGGGGAAACACAUCGGCAAGGUGCUGAUACGAGUCCGCGACGAGCAGGAGUCCUUGAACGCGAAGAUACUGGCCUUGCCGCGCUUCUUCUGCAAGGAUGACCACAGCUACGUCAUCCUGGGAGGUCUCGGAGGAUUCGGCUUGGAGUUGGCCGACUGGCUGGUUAUGAGAGGAGCCAGGAACCUGGUCCUGACUUCUCGAGCCGGCUUCAAGAACGGGUACCAGGUCAUGCGAGUAAGGAUCUGGAAGAGCUACGGGGUCAAAGUCGAGAUCGUCACCGGGAGGGACUCCUCGAUUCGCGAGGAUUGCGAGGACAUCCUGAAGAAGGCGAAGGCCCUGGGCCCGGUGGACGGGAUCUUCAACCUGGCGGUGGUCCUGAAGGACAACCUGUGGGAGAACCAGACCCCGGAGUCCUUCGAGGAGUCCUUCAGGGCGAAGGCGUGGGCCACGAAACAGCUCGACCAGCUCUCCAGGAAGAUGUGCCCUGGCCUCAGGCAAUUCGUCGUCUUCUCUUCUGUCUCUUGUGGUCGAGGAAACGCUGGACAGACCAAUUAUGGAAUGUCCAACUCCGUUAUGGAAAGGAUCUGCGAAAAGCGCAGAAUUGAAGGAUUUCCGGCUCUGGCGGUGCAGUGGGGUGCAGUCGGCGACGUCGGCCUCGUCGCCGAGAUGCAGGAGGACCACAAGGAACUCGUCAUCGGGGGCACUUUGCAACAGAGGAUCUCCAGUUGCCUGCAGGAACUCGAUGGAUUCCUGCAGCAGGAUCGACCUAUCGUGGCCAGCAUGGUCGUUGCCGAAAAGAGAUCAGGUGGUGCCGGAGCUACUGAUAUCGUUGGCACUGUCCUCAACAUCAUGGGACUGAAAGACCUGAAGACCGUAAGUCAGCAUACCCCUUUGGCAGAGCUGGGCAUGGACUCGAUGAUGGCCGUGGAGAUCAAGCAGACCCUGGAGAGGGAAUUCGAGAUCUUCCUCACGGCGCAGGACAUCCGCAGCUUGAAUUUUGCGAAGCUGAUCGAGAUACAAAUGAAGGAAAAGGACGAGGAGAAAAAACGGGGCCGGAAGUCGGGCUCGGAUUUGGACGCCCCGACUGGGCUGAGGAUCUUUGUUCGCACGGUGGGACUCGAGAACGAGCACAGGGAACCCUUCAUGAAGCUGAACACGAAGUGCGAGGAAGGCAGAAACGAAGUAUUCCUCAUUCCUGGGAUUGAGAGCUGUGGAACCAUCUUUGAAACCCUGGCGACGAGGCUGAAGUCGCCCGCCACGUGUCUUCAGCUCACACAUAGAAACGACCUGAAGACCAUCGAAGACAUGGCUCGUGAGUUCAUACCGGGCGUCCUUUCCACCUGCAAGGACCGCAGGAGCUUUGUCAUUGCUGGUUAUUCUUUCGGGACGUUAAUAGCGAUCGAGCUUGCGAGGAUGUUAGAAGCGGAAGGCCUUAAUGGUAGAUUGAUCCUCAUAGAUGGAUCUCCUGAACUCAUGAAAGCCAUUAUUUCUCAGCAUUUGACCUCCACUAACGAAGGCGAUUUCCAAAAUACUGUUCUUUUGGGGGUGAUGGACAUGGUGGCUCCGGCAUUUAAUGCGCAGCUCGCCGUGGAGUUGGAGAAGUGUGCGACGAUGACGCAAAGAAUAGAGGCGUACAUGAACCUGAUACCUGACGGAGUUCUGCAGUUUAGCAAGGAAGAUCAGAUGCAUUUCUUGACAGCUAUUUAUUCACGUCUGAGCGCGGUUAUAGAGUACGAUUGUGCCCCGCUUCCACCAAUCAGGUCGCCGAUUACUUUGAUUAAACCUGUUCGAAUAUCCGCAAAGACUCUUUCCGACGAUUACGGUCUUCAGAAGGUCACACGAGAUAAGGUGGAGAUUUACACCGUGGACGGAAACCACAUUACUAUCCUGGACGACCCCAGGGUCGCCGUGGCCAUCAAUGGCGAUCCCUUGGAAGACGCCGCGACUUUCAAAGCCAGUAUCAUGGAAGAUGGAAAGAUCCUGGCGCCGAUUACCACGGACGAGCACCAUAGAUCGUAGGAAAGCGACCUUUUGUGCAAGCGUGCACAGUUUCCCGGAUCCAGAUGAGCUUCUAAGCUUUCGUGUUCUAGCUUGAAUGGAACUAGAUGUAAGCAAGCGGUUUCCAAGAUGGCGGCGCCCGUGCAGACGUCCGCCAUCUUGGACGCGCUACCAUCUUGGGAACUCCACUACGGCGGAUAUCAAACCAAAACCCAAUUUCCCGAUCCCCACGCGAUCGAGACUUAAAAAAGCCGUCUCGAUUUGUAGAAGCGCUGCUCAAGUUUUCGAAAAUCAUGAUUCUUCCGCGAAAUAUGCCGAGUUUCAACUUCUAAACGUCUCGUUAAGAUCCACCCCAAGGCUCUGAAGGUGACGAAUGGAAUUUUAUAAUAAAUAUUAGGGAACUAAUAUUAUAAUUGUCCUGUAUUUCGAUCGGAGGAAAAUGUCUCCCCGAAGAGACUAGAGAAUUGGGCAUCUUUCAAUUUCCGCCGCCAUUGCUUCUUUCAAUCAAACUCACAUGCUCGUUUUUGCAACACCGCGGGCAGUAAUAUUGUUAUCCAGUCGAUUAUACCUUUUUUCUUAUCGAUUGCAGACUGUCGCUCUUUUGAUUUAGUGUUCUUAAGUGUUGCACAUGUACAAGAUCAAGGAAUAAAACCGUUUGUAAAUAUUCA
Orussus abietinus is the source of this 8322-nucleotide messenger RNA. RefSeq names its product fatty acid synthase. The transcript is spliced from 18 exons. Gene Ontology annotation, molecular function: fatty acid synthase activity; 3-oxoacyl-[acyl-carrier-protein] synthase activity; phosphopantetheine binding. Gene Ontology annotation, biological process: fatty acid biosynthetic process. NCBI's taxonomy places the organism in Eukaryota, Metazoa, Arthropoda, Insecta, Hymenoptera, Orussidae. The coding region runs from base 425 to 7675 and encodes 2416 amino acids. The record is from RefSeq and is a predicted model, not a curated record.